Messenger RNA from Rhinopithecus roxellana (golden snub-nosed monkey), 1454 nucleotides. It is a transcript of the gene FKBP11, whose product is annotated as FKBP prolyl isomerase 11. The coding region runs from base 825 to 1430 and encodes 201 amino acids. Gene Ontology annotation, biological process: protein peptidyl-prolyl isomerization. Lineage: Eukaryota; Metazoa; Chordata; Mammalia; Primates; Cercopithecidae. Gene Ontology annotation, molecular function: peptidyl-prolyl cis-trans isomerase activity. The record is from RefSeq and is a predicted model, not a curated record. The transcript is spliced from 6 exons.
AAAAAAAAAAAAAAGUGAAGUCUUUACACAAACAUAAAGGGGUUAUGUGUGCUGCCCUUUGAGAAGUUUGUUGAUGAAAGGAGAAAGGAAGUAGUAGCACCAGAGGAAAAGAUCAGGGGUUUACCCUGUUCUUACAGGAAAACAGCUCCUUGCUCUUUUCAGCUAGCUUUUCAAAGGAUAGGGAUAGGACAGCUCCCUGCCCUCUUUCGGAUAUUUGGAUCUAUAACCUCCAGAAAUUCAGGCUGAAGUAGUUGGAGGUGGGAGAGGAAUGAGACAACUGUCUGGGUGGGGUCGGCCAGCCAGACACUGCCAGGAUAGCCACAAGGAGACAUAACUUAGAGGAAAGAGCAGACAGCAACCACAUUGGACUCGGGCAGUCCUGGGUUUGAAUCCUGUCUGUGUCACCACCUAGCCUGAUGACCUUGGGCACAUCCUGAGCACCCUGUGCCUUAUCUGUAAAAUGGAAACAAUUAUGCCGACCUUUUAGGUUGGUUUUGAGGAUUAGAGACUAGCUCCUGACACACAGUAGGUAAUCGUAAAUUGGUGCUAUUAUUUGGCCCAACCCACGUUAUAGGACAGAACGUCUAACGGACGGGUCAGAACCUGCGCCUUCUGGAUCUUGGAGGGUACAGAGGGCGCCCCUCGGCCUCCUCCCUUUCGGAGGUGGGGACAAGGUGGAGGAAGGGCUGCAGGAGGAGGAGCUCUAGCAUCGCGACCCGCCCCGUCCCGUCCAGUCUGGCCUGGGCGCUGCGGGAACGCUGUCCUAGCUGCCGCCACCCGAACAGCCUGUCCUGGUGCCCCGGCUCCCUGCCCCGCGCCCAGUCAUGGCCCUGCGCCCCUCACUCCUCCUGCUCUAUCUGCUGCUGCUGCUGCUGCUCAGUGCAGCGGUGUGCCAGGCUGAGGCUGGGUUCGAAACUGAAAGUCCCGUCCGGACCCUCCAAGUGGAGACCCUGGUGGAGCCCCUCGAACCAUGUGCCGAGCCAGCUGCUUUUGGAGACACGCUCCACAUACACUACACGGGAAGCUUGGUAGAUGGACGUAUUAUUGACACCUCCCUGACCAGAGACCCUCUGGUUAUAGAACUUGGCCAAAAGCAGGUGAUUCCAGGUCUGGAGCAGAGUCUUCUAGACAUGUGUGUGGGAGAGAAGCGAAGGGCAAUCAUUCCUUCUCACUUGGCCUAUGGAAAACGAGGAUUUCCACCAUCUGUCCCAGCGGAUGCAGUGGUGCAGUAUGACGUGGAGCUGAUUGCACUAAUCCGAGCCAACUACUGGCUAAAGCUGGUGAAGGGCAUUUUGCCUCUGGUAGGGAUGGCCAUGGUGCCAGCCCUCCUGGGCCUCAUUGGAUAUCACCUAUACAGAAAGGCCAACAGACCCAAAGUCUCCAAAAAGAAGCUCAAGGAAGAGAAACGAAACAAGAGCAAAAAGAAAUAAUAAAUAAUAAAUUCUAAAAAACUU